AUGGACCUCAAUCCGCCAUCGGCCUCCAUGGGAGGACGAGCUGUUCUCGUCCUCCCAUGGGGGACGGGCAGAUCUCGUCCUCAUGGAGGACGAGCAGAUCUCGUCCUCAUGGAGGACGAGAUCUGUUCUCGCCCAUCUCGUCCUCCAUGGGAGGACGAGCUGUUCUCGUCCUCCCAUGGAGGACGAGCGAUUCUGUGUUGCGUUAAAGGUGGAAUCUUGAACAGCCAAUGCUAUAUUUGUUGGAUGAGUUCAGUGAAAAUUUUCGGUAAUUUUUGCAGUGCAGAAAAAGUUAAGAGUUUGAAAUUAUCAAUGUCUUGGGCAGGCCCGGAAGAUAUUUACCUUUCUACUUCUCUUGCUAGCUAUCUUGACAAGAAGCUACUGGUGCUUCUGCGAGAUGGUCGGAAGCUCGUGGGAAUACUUCGAUCUUUUGACCAAUUCGGUACUUUAUAAGCUCCAUGGAGGACGAGUUCUGAACAAGGAA
Molecule: messenger RNA, 481 nt
Organism: Mercurialis annua (annual mercury)
Lineage: Eukaryota; Viridiplantae; Streptophyta; Magnoliopsida; Malpighiales; Euphorbiaceae
Exons: 2
Coding region: 1-450 (149 amino acids)
Molecular function (GO): RNA binding
Source: RefSeq, a predicted model, not a curated record